Molecule: messenger RNA, 2745 nt
Organism: Branchiostoma belcheri (Belcher's lancelet)
Lineage: Eukaryota; Metazoa; Chordata; Leptocardii; Amphioxiformes; Branchiostomatidae
Product: carboxypeptidase Q-like
Exons: 15
Coding region: 136-1545 (469 amino acids)
Biological process (GO): proteolysis; peptide catabolic process
Molecular function (GO): metallodipeptidase activity
Source: RefSeq, a predicted model, not a curated record
UACCCCCUGCUGAUUUCAUCAGCUGAUAUCCUGGUCACAUGUACACAGCAAGUCACAUGUACACGGGGUGACUGUGUUGUUUUAGAUCCUGUGUUGUACACAGGUUUACUUCAGGUUAACGUAAAGUUGAAAAUCAUGGCUACUGCAAGGUUUAUGCUGACUCUACUCUCGUGCUUUUCAGGUGUGUUUGGGGUACCCAGUCUUCCUCCAGUCCCAUCAAGGAUCAAAGAUGAGAUUGCAGGAUACAAAGGUGUUGCAGAUGAUAUCAUCAACCUGUCUGUUCACGGGAAGGCCCAGAACCAGUCUUACAACAGGCUGGCUGAGUUUGUGGACACCUUCGGAAGUCGUAUCGCCGGUUCACAGAACCUGGAAAAUGCUAUAGAUUACAUGCUGAAGGUCAUGAAAGCUGAUGGUCUUGAAAACGUACAUGGAGAGGAUGUUAUGGUUCCUCACUGGGUCCGAGGGAACGAAUCCUGCACCAUGUUGGAGCCUCGUCCUUACAAAGUGUCAAUCUUGGGGCUGGGCAGCAGUAUAGGCACACCUCCUCAAGGAAUAAAGGCAGAAGCUCUGGUCGUUCAUUCAUUUGAUGAGCUGCAUUCUCGAGCCAGUGAGGCAAAGGGGAAGAUCAUUAUCUAUGACCAAGGGUAUGUGAACUACGGAGUAUCGGUGGCGUACAGAGACUACGGCGCGGUCGAGGCAGCCAAGGUGGGGGGCGUGGCAUCUCUGAUCCGAUCUGUGGCUGCCUUCUCCAUCCACAGCCCACAUACCGGCUGGCAGGAUUACAAGGACAACACAACAAAAGUGCCGACAGCUUGUAUUGCUGUGGAGGAUGCUGAGAUGUUCUCACGUAUGGCGGCCAGAGGAACAAAAAUUGUUCUUCAUCUGAAGAUGGAAGCCAAGAACCUGCCAGAUGCAAAGUCUAGAAACACUGUGGCUGAGAUCAGAGGGAGGGAACAUCCUGAACAGGUGGUGCUUGUGAGUGGUCACCUGGACAGUUGGGAUGUGGGCCAAGGAGCCAUGGAUGAUGGUGGAGGUGCCUUCAUAUCUUGGCAGGCAUUGUCAUUGAUACGUCAACUUGGACUUCGCCCCAGACGAACACUGCGGGCAGUGUUAUGGACAGCGGAGGAGGUGGGUUUGGUGGGGUCUCAACAGUACUACCAGAGGCACAAGGCCAACAGUAGUAACUAUGACCUUGUGAUGGAGUCUGACAUUGGAACCUUCACACCGACUGGCAUCAUGUUUACCGGCAGCUCCAAUGCUAAGUCCAUCAUGACCGAAGUCCUGUCCCUGCUGAAGCCCAUCAACUCCUCCCAGCUGCUGGACCACGCCGAGGGCGGCGACGUCUCCUUCUGGAUCAGCGACGGCGUCCCCGGGGGAAGUCUGGCCAAUCAGAACGAGAGAUACUUCUGGUUCCACCAUUCUGAUGGUGACACCAUGUCAGUACAGGACCCCCGUGCCAUGGACCUCUGCUCUGCUGUGUGGGCUGUUACAGCGUACGUGGUCGCUGACAUGGAAGACAUGUUACCUCGGCACUCAGGCCCAUGAAAAAAAAUUGUUUCCCAUUUCAGUGCUGAAGAAAUUAGGGUCAGCCAGUAGGGAUUAUCUUUUUUUAAAGACUUUGGUGAUCUCUAUUAUACUUUAUUGAUAGUGAUUCAAAUUAUACAGUACAGUUUAACAAAGUGAAAAUAGCAUGAGAACACUCUUGGUUUUAAAGUCAAUGUUGGAAAACUGAUUGUACAAUGUUUCAUCACACAGAUCAUGGAGCUAGGGAAGCUCGAAAAAUUGUAUGUCACUUGCAGGGGUCCACAAAGGGGUUGGCAAUUUUUUCUAGUGUCAGUCGGAAAACAGGAAACACAACAUUUUUUUUCCUAGGCCUAACCAUUGUCACUUGUUAGGUGCAGCAUGGCACAAUACCAGGUCUUUUAUUCAUGUUUCUUCAUCUUUUCUUCUUCUGUUCCAAACAAAUAAGGUCAAUGAUCUGAACCAGACAUCUGUCACCAUGGUAGCUGGUGUUGUAGCAGCACCCUAUGGUGUUGGGUUACAUUAUGUAGCAACUUGCGGGACAGUUGGAGGGGCUAGUCACCAUACAUAAAUGUAUGUAUUACUAAGAAUGUGGUUGAGUUAGAAUAUUUAAACAGAGCAGUAGUUUGUUAGGCAGGACCAUGUGAAGGUAAACAUUAUAAGCAUUUUGCUCUCUGCAAAAAUGCUACCAUUGACUACUAGUAGCUGUAAGAAUUGUCUCUUACACAGCUUUUUUUAAUCUACUUAUAGAACUUUAAUUUGAGAACAAAGGAGCUGAAUUUGACAUUAGAUACAUUAUAGGAGUACUUAGUAUCACUAUACCAAGGAGAAAUAUGUACCCUGGCUCAAAUGCAGAAAGACUGCAAGUCCCUUCAUAUGAGUGCUAAUGAAUAUUAAGAUCCCAUACCAACAUUGGUUUUAGACAAUGGCAAAUUAGAAAUGUACAAAGUUAUGAUUUUUUUCAGCAUGUGAGAAGAUGCAAAUCCAGUAUGUGUUCAAAUUUAAUUUCAUCUUUGUAUUCACAGUCUUCUAAAUAGUCUGUCAGAAAUCUAGUUGCACCAACAGUGUACCUGUACAAUGUUUUAUUGCCACAGUUUAGAAUGUACAUAAGACUGAGAAAAAUAGUAUAAUUGUCUAUGCAAAUGUAGAUAUUGCCCUUGAUGUAAAUUCAAAACUAUGCAAAAUAUUUCAUGAGAAAAAUAAAUUGCCACCUGUAUACCCUUA